CCGGCAUUCGAACGAGUUUCACAUUAGGCGACGUGCUGAGCGCUCGCUGACGGCUGUUGACUCGUUAAUUCGCAUCAUUUAUUAUUGGUAACGGAACGUGCCAGAGCUUGAAAACGAAUUGAAUAAAUCGUUCCAUUGAAAAUAAGCAAAACAGUAACAAUGUCGCUAAAGCGGCAGCUCUUAAUUUUAUUCGGGAGCAUUGGUCUCCUGUCUGUGGUACAUGCUGCCACAAUUACGACCCCAGAGACCAUGGUGGUGUCCAGAUCGGAUGAUGCGGAAACUGAAGCAACGCUAGAUGUAGAUACAGUAACGGAGGGACCUGUUCAACCAAUAAAACUGACGAAGAUGGAUGUGAAGUCCGUGAUAUCUAUGCGAUACGCUCACACGGCUAUUGUAGCGCAUGUGCGAAAUGCUGCAAACAAAUCUCAAGAAGCCAACUUUAGGGUGUUACUCCCCGACACAGCUUUCAUCAGCGGAUUUGUUAUGACUCUGGAUGGAAAAUCUUACAAAGCGUACGUCAAAGAAAAGAAAGAGGCUGCUCAAAUAUACCAGACAGCGGUAUCACAAGGAAUUGGUGCCGCACACAUCGCUGCCAGAGCACGUGACUCGAACCAUUUCACUGUAUCCGUGAACGUGGAGGCUUUCACCAAAGCCACAUUCAAUUUGACAUACGAAGAGUUGUUGGAGUAUCGGAACGGUGUUUACAAUCAUGCAGUCAAUCUGCAACCAGGGCAACUGGUUUCCGAUUUCACUGUCACCAUUGACAUUCGGGAGUCGAACAAAAUCACCGAACUGAGGGUGCCGGAGAUCAGAACCGGAAAUGAAAUCGACGCUACAAAAGAUGACGAACAAAUUUCUAAUGCAGAAAUUACGCGGUGCGAUAAUGGAGCUGUAAUUUUGUUUAAGCCCGAUUUAGAUGAGCAAAAAAGAUUGAUGUCAGUCUAUGCAGAAAAAUCCAAAGACUCCCUUCGGGGUAAUGUUGAGGGUGUUCUUGGACAAUUCGUGGUUCAGUACGAUGUUGAACGACCAAAAGACGGCGAAGUUCUUGUAAAUGGUGGUUACUUCGUCCAUUUCUUCGCACCGGCGGACCUGGCACCGCUUCGUAAAUAUGUCGUUUUCGUCUUGGACACGUCAGGAUCUAUGUACGGACGGAAGAUUGAACAGUUAAAACAGGCGAUGCAGACAAUCCUAAGCGAACUAAACCCCGGAGAUUACUUCAGCAUUCUAUCCUUCGAUUCUGAUGUUUUGGUGACUGACAUAGCAGAUGCCGAUAAGGAACCACCGAAACGAAAGUAUUCGUACUACGAUCGUCACGAUGUGAAGCCGACGCUAAAGCCGGCAUCGAAAGCGACUCCGGAGAAUAUAGCACGAGCUAAGAUCAUCAUCGACAGACUUGAAGCAAACGGAGGUACCAACAUUGAUGCUGCGCUCGGUACUGCCAUAGAUCUAAUCAGGAACAGAUCAGAGCUUUUUGCCAAUUCAACAUCUUCCAACAAAGAUGAAAUCCUGUCUUUGGAGCCCAUCAUCAUAUUCCUGACGGAUGGCGAUCCGACUGUCGGUGAAAUGAACCCGAAAACAAUAAUUAAAAAUGUCGCUGAAAAGAAUUACGGAAGUGAUGAAGCCACGAUAUUUUCACUUGCUUUCGGUGAGGAUGCGGAUCCCAAGCUCCUGCGCAAGUUGUCGCUCCGCAACAACGGUUUUGCGCGACACAUCUACGAGGCCUCAGACGCGGCGCUGCAGCUGCGCGACUUCUACAGACAGGUCUCCUCGCCUCUGCUGUCACAUGUCAAAUUUGUCUACGCACCGGAUCAGGUGAUCGAAAGCAGUGUGACCAAGACCAAGUUCCGUACGUACUACGCGGGGUCCGAGGUGGUGGUCGCCGGGCAGGUCGAUACCGCGACGCGGGACCUCGAGUCCACCGUCGAGGCCUUCUGCGGCGAUGAGAACGACCACUUCCUGAGGAAAAAAAUCACAAAGAAAAUCAAAGUUCCGGUACCCGUCGAGAAAAGUGAUUUACCCCUUGAACGUCUAUGGGCCUAUCUCACUAUCAAGCAAUUGCUCGACGCAAGCGAUGCCUCCGACGCUACUGAAGAAGAGAAGAAGAAAGAGACAAGUCCUGAGCAGCAGGCCCUUAAAAUAGCUUUGAAGUACGAGUUUGUGACGCCGCUAACUUCUCUGGUGGUAGUGAAGCCUAACGAGACGGACGCAGUGAACGCUGAGCCGGUCGGCGAUCGGGAAAGCGGUCAAAAAUAUGGACUGUUAUCCUUGACAGAUUCGCAUCGCCAACCCAUCAGUAGCCCAGCCAUGUAUCGGCCGUCACUAAAUGCAAUGUCACCUCUUGCCUUUUCGGCCUUCCCAAAUAGAGGUUAUACUGCAUUUAAUAAAAGGCCUGUUCAAGCAUUAUUUUCACAAGAUUCAAUGAGAGUGGAGUCGGAGGCCGUUGACGAUUACGAUUAUGAGCAAAGAUUUGGUGUGGAUCCUCCAUCGACUCCUGUUGCCUAUGCACCACCAGCAUGGUCUACAACGCCGGUGAUCGAACAAUCAACCACCAGCAACGGCAGCAACUACCAUUUACAAGAGUAUCCCUGGGCAGAGCCCUACGUUGAUGUCUCCAGUGAUAGCUUAGUUUUUGUAGCCGCCAAUAACACUAUCACAUUAAAACUAGUUAGCUCAUCUGAGCCUCCUAAAUCAGAAAGUGAAUGCUCUAAGCCAGUGAGCGGCGACGCGGGCCGGUGCGUGUAUCUCACACGCUGUCAAGCCGCUCGGAACAUCACCAUCGACACCUACAAAUCUCACUACUGUGACGUCGCUGGGUUCGCUGGAGUUUGCUGUCCCCAAGACAGCAUUGCAGUGUAGUAAAUUUGUAUUAUUAUAUCCCCUAUUCUGUUUGUUACCGCGUCUGUUGUCACUUAAAUUUUCAAUUAAUCACCGUUCACGGGCAUGUUAGACUUCAAAUAAUGUAACUUUGUAAUUGUACUCUUUUCUUAAUUCAUCACAAUAACGUAGUUUCGAAGCCCAGAAUUUAUAUUUAAUUAUUAUUAAUUGUUAAUACGUUUACAUUACAUAAUUAAGUAUUGUAUGAAAUGAUAAAAAUAAAAAAUGCUAGAAGGUAAUUUCAAAAUUCAUUUAAGAAAUAAAGCAAAUAUCAAAACAUUUUUUUCCACUUUAAUUUGAAUCUCUUGGUCAUCUGGAAACAUUGUGUCUAUAAAUACUUAUUCUAUAGCAGUCUGUGACAUUAUUUUAUGUAAAGAAAAAAUAAUGUUGUAAAAUAAAUGUAUUAAAUGGAAAUAGAUUAGGGAUAAUAA
Bombyx mandarina (wild silkworm) is the source of this 3305-nucleotide messenger RNA. RefSeq names its product inter-alpha-trypsin inhibitor heavy chain H4. Lineage: Eukaryota; Metazoa; Arthropoda; Insecta; Lepidoptera; Bombycidae. The record is from RefSeq and is a predicted model, not a curated record.